CCUGUUUCCUGAAAAUCAGAGGAAGUACCACCUGUAGUUCCCCGCCUGGUGUACUACGGUUUGUUCAGCCACGUUUAAGAGUGAUUGAUGAAUUGCUACUAGAAGACAUUAUCACAAGCUUUGGAAAACAUUAAGUAACUAAGCUUAUCAGCAAUCUAAAAAUACGUUGAGCAAUUUUCUUUGACUUGUUCACCAGGUAGCAUCUUCAAUCCGUGACAGCUAGCAUCCUAAAAAAAAGCACAUCAUAAAGAAUGCGGACAAUAGAUCAUUGUCGCAUGUGAAGCUGUGCGGCGCGACAACGCUUGAGCGGGCGCGGGGAAAUUAUAGGCGGGAUGAGCGAAGCCGAGCUUCUGAAUAUCAGCCCUGUCUCUGGUGAUAUCGAUCAUCCGAACAAAAAGAGUCUGAACUUCGUAGCGCUUGAAGCGUUUCUCGAUUACUUUUCGAAAAAUGCCGGCAGCAGUGCUGUCUGGACGAAGGUGAAUGACGUUGACAUUGACGGACUGAACAUUUUGUCCAAGGUAGUGAAGCACAGCGACCUUGGACUGUUGAAGAAGCUUCUUGGGUAUCACCAUUUCGAUCAAGAAAAGCACGUGUGGUCAGAACACGAGGACUCGUCUACUGGAAGUGAAAAUCCGCAAGAUGAUAGCUCGAGUGGGAUAGUCGGGUUACUUUAUACAUAGG
Molecule: messenger RNA, 681 nt
Organism: Amoebophrya sp. A25
Lineage: Eukaryota; Dinophyceae; Syndiniales; Amoebophryaceae
Source: the annotation of a GenBank genome assembly